This is a messenger RNA of Arachis duranensis, 2450 nucleotides long. RefSeq lists its product as uncharacterized. The transcript is spliced from 12 exons. Bases 1151 to 2101 code for a protein of 316 amino acids. The record is from RefSeq and is a predicted model, not a curated record. Gene Ontology annotation, biological process: intracellular protein transport. NCBI's taxonomy places the organism in Eukaryota, Viridiplantae, Streptophyta, Magnoliopsida, Fabales, Fabaceae. Gene Ontology annotation, cellular component: endosome.
CCUUCUCCAACUCCUUCCAGCAAAUGCCCUAGCCUCCACCAAAGAAAGCAAACCCUAGCAGCCUCCACCAAUCGUUGUCGCCGUCUGUCGGAGUGAGGGUCUACUGCCGCCGUCCGACGACUCAAGAACUACCGUCUUCGUGGUCUCGGUUCUCUCUCGGGAUCCUCCGCGUCGUGUGCUCGCAUCUCGUCUCUCUCCUCUGUGCUCGGCUGCUCGCGCCUUCCUCCGCCAGUGGGUGCUCGAGCUGUGCGCGUUGGUUGCUGCUCGUUGUCCGUGGUUGUCUCUGCUCGAUUCUGCCUCCCAGUGUCACUCGAGUCUCGUCUCGGUCACUGGCAUCUCGUGGUUCGUCUGUCUCGUCGCCGGCGGCAGAAGCAACUCGUGGGGUUGUCUCUUGCUUCGUCGCCUUCUGUGGGGUGGUUGCCGACUCGGCGUCAACGGUUGGUUCAGUGUUGGCUUCAACUUUCAAAUGGGAAUUGGGAGCUGGUGAAGAUAAUAACAUCUUCUGGAACUGAGUCUGAUCUAGAAUUAUGCUAGUACACAGUGAUGUUUGUGCCAUUUGGCUGUACUCAGUGAGACAACUGGGAAAUGUUCUUUUUUGGUCUGAUUAACUACAAUAUUUAACCUUGUUAAUCAUAUCUUGUACAAUUCAGACAAAAGCAGGGCCUAUUUUGGUUGCCAUAAAUUCCUUCAAGAAAGUUCCUCUGUAUGGUAAUGAUUGUAUUAUUGAAAGCCUACAAGCAUAAAAGAACUAAAAGGGCCUGUUUUGUUUUACUUUUUGACUCAAUUACUUAAGGCAAUAUUGUCUAUCUUUAACUUGUGCAUUGCAAUUCAAUCCAGUUAUUUUUAAUGGAAGUAUAAUGAUGUUAAUUUUGCAUAUUUUGAUGAUUAAUUAAUUACAUUUAGUUGGUGAUAGACUGAUAGUUUGUAUAGGGUUUUAAAUUUGAAAGAUAUUUUAUGAUGUUUAUUUAUAAUUUAUUUAUUAUUUUAUCAUGGAACGGUUUUUCCGGUUGAACCACGGUUGGACCGGUUGGACCAGUAAACCAGUGACUAGAACGGUUUGAUGACCAGUCCGGUUUUCAGAACCUUGCUCAUAAUUCAUGUGAGCCACAGAGCCAGUGACCAGUGCUUGUUUGUUUUUUAGUUAGUUGCGAUGUCUAUCGACCUCAAACUCUCGCGCUUCAAUCGUAUUUAUCGCCCUUCGGAAGCACUGGAAGGCAAAAUCAUCAUCAAAACGCAGUCUUCAAUUUCCCACUAUGGAAUUCGCCUUACUUUCAAAGGAUCCGUCAACAUGCAGGUUCGUGGAGGAUCAGCUGGGGUUGUUGAGUCACUCUAUGGAGUUAUUAAGCCAAUUCCUAUUUUGAAUAGGACCAUCGAGGUUAAACCUUCUGGAAAGAUUGCUUCGGGCACAACAGAGAUACCAUUUUCGGUGACCCUUAGACAGAAAGGUGAAAAUUUGGAAAAGUUUUAUGAGACUUUCCAUGGGGCAAAUAUAAGUAUCCAGUAUUUGGUGACUGUAGAUGUGACUCGCGGAUACUUACAUAAAUCUUUAUCAACAACAAUGGAGUUCAUUGUUGAAAGUGAUAAAGCUGAUCUUCUACAACGGCCAAUUCCUCCAGAAAUGGUCAUCUUCUACAUAACCCAGGACACUCAACGACACUCUCUGCUUCCUGAAUUAAAAUCUGGUGGAUUUCGGGUGAUGGGGAAGAUCUCUUCUCAGUGUUCUUUGGCUGGUCCUAUUAGUGGUGAGUUAACUGUAGAAACAUCUGCAGUUCCGAUUCACUCAAUCGACAUUCAGUUGUUUCGUGUUGAGUCCAUUCUUCUUGGGGAGAAAAUUGCAACUGAAACAUCUUUGAUACAAACGACUCAGGCAACAGAUGGAGAUGUAUGCCAUAAUUUGACUAUACCUAUCUAUGUAAUACUUCCGCGGCUUCUGACGUGUCCAACAACUUUUGCUGGUCCCUUCUCAAUUGAGUUCAAAGUUGCCAUUGUCAUAAGUUUUCAGUCAGACCUAUCUCAACUGCAUAAGAAGACUGACUCCGGAACUCCAAAACUUUGGCUAGCAAUGGAAACAUUGCCGCUCGAGUUGGUUCGGACAAAGUAAGGUUGUGUAUAAGAAUGCACCAAGCUAUAGCAGGCAGGAAGUGGAUAUAUUGUUUAAUAUAACAUUUGAGUUGGUUUCAAGUGAAUUGGCUUUCCAUUUCAUGUAAUGUAACUUCCCAACAUUUGAAACAGUGAUACUUGAGAAGUCUCAUGUAGACUUUACAAGUGUUGAUUACAACCAUAUAAACUAGAUAAGACUCGCGGGAUAUGCGGAAUGCUAAAUUAAUAUUAUAUAGUAUAAAUUUAAAAUGCUAUAUAUAUUGUUUAGGGAUAUAUUGUUUAGGGAUAUAUUAGAUAAUAUGUAAAUUAAUAUUAAACUUAGAAAUUAAUUUGUAAAAAAUAUUGUACAA